This is a messenger RNA of Aspergillus sclerotioniger CBS 115572, 384 nucleotides long. Its product is annotated as GroES-like protein. NCBI's taxonomy places the organism in Eukaryota, Fungi, Ascomycota, Eurotiomycetes, Eurotiales, Aspergillaceae. The transcript has 3 exons. The record is from RefSeq and is a predicted model, not a curated record. The coding region runs from base 1 to 384 and encodes 127 amino acids. Gene Ontology annotation, molecular function: zinc ion binding; oxidoreductase activity.
AUGGUCCAAGCUGACACAGUGAAUGGGGUCUGCAGCACAACCACAAUCCCAACCAUGCAGUGGGCACAGCUGUUUUCGAAACAAGGCUCAACUAUAAGCUAUACCCAGAUCCCAGUGCGAUCAAUUUCCCCCGAUGAGAUCCUUGUGCAAAUCAGAUAUUUAGGCGUAUGUCACAGUGAUCUGCACGCUUGGAAAGGAGCCUGGCCCGUUGAGACCAAAGAAACUCUGGUUGGUGGUCACGAAGGCGCUGGAGUGGUUGUGGCACGAGGGGACAACGUUAAUCGAGUAUCUGUUGGAGAUCAAGUUGGGGUACCGGUAAUUCUCGUGUUGGAGACUUUUCACCCCCAGUUGACACCUAUACUAAGAUGCCUAGUGGAUCAAUGA